This is a messenger RNA of Sesamum indicum (sesame), 866 nucleotides long. Its product is annotated as oxygen-evolving enhancer protein 3, chloroplastic. Gene Ontology annotation, biological process: photosynthesis; photosynthetic electron transport chain. NCBI's taxonomy places the organism in Eukaryota, Viridiplantae, Streptophyta, Magnoliopsida, Lamiales, Pedaliaceae. Gene Ontology annotation, molecular function: calcium ion binding. Gene Ontology annotation, cellular component: photosystem II; photosystem II oxygen evolving complex; extrinsic component of membrane. The record is from RefSeq and is a predicted model, not a curated record.
AACCAACAGCUUAGCUUAUAUCCUUCACCCUCCAUUUCCCUCAACUUUGCCACACAAUUUCUCAUAUCCUCCAAGAAUGGCUCAAGCUAUGGCUUCAAUGGCUGGCCUGCGUGGCUCUUCUCAAGCCGUCCUGGAGGGCAGCCUUCACUCCACCACCCGCUUGAUCACCCCCAACACUGCCAGAAUUGCCUUGCCCAGACCAGGGUUCAGCGUCCGAGCCCAGCACCAGAACUCAGCCGACACUGAGACAAGCCGCCGAGCCAUGCUUGGACUCGUUGCAGCAGGGAUAGCCUCAGGAUCCUUUGUCCAAGCCGUCCUCGCUGAAGCCAAGCCAAUCAAGAUUGGUCCACCACCUCCACCCUCCGGUGGACUCCCGGGAACUUUGAACUCUGACGAAGCAAGAGACCUGCAGCUGCCCCUGAAAGACCGGUUUUUCCUUCAGCCCAAGACGCCAACUGAGGCUGCAGCAAGGGUGAAGGAGUCUGCCAAAGAAAUUAAGGGCGUGAAGUCGCUGAUUGACAAGAAGGCUUGGCCUUACGUCCAAAAUGACCUCCGUCUAAGGGCAGAAUACCUCCGUUACGACCUCAAGACCGUCAUCUCUGCCAAGCCUAAAGAAGAGAAGCAACCCCUACAAGACCUCACUGGGAAGCUCCUCCAGGACAUCAGCAAUCUGGACCAUGCAGCAAAGAUCAAGAGCACCCCCGAGGCAGAAAAGUACUAUGCCGAAACUGUGGCUACACUGGAUGAUGUUCUCUCCAAGCUUGGCUAGAAAUUACUAUGUACAAUGUUGUUGUAAGCUUUCAUUUUGAGUGAAUGAGAUGCUCUUUUUACAUGCAAUUUCAAGAACUUUCCUCUGUUUUCUCAAA